GAAAUGGCCCAUUGUCGCUUUCAAGAAUACACUCGGAAAUGAUUGAGGAAAUAAUCGAAGAUUUUCCGUUAGCUCAAGUCUUGAGGUGAUUGCUGCUUUGCACGGACACUCAAAAAGACACAUGAUCUCAAUUAAAUGAUGGACUCGAAUGAGUUUCUUUUGCAAGCGAUCAGAGAUAACAGUCAUUCACUAGAAUACAUAAAGAAUUUGCUGGCAUGUAAAGAAGUCUCUGUGAACUUUGUUAACCCACACAAUCAGCAAACAGCUCUCCAUGUUGCAGCAAGACGUGGAGAUGUUGAGCUUAUAAAAUUGCUGGUUUCUUUUGGAGCUCAUAUCAAUGGUGGAACUGUUGAUCUUAUGACACCUUUGCAUGAAGCGUGUCUUGGUGGUUAUCCUGAGGUGGUAGAUGUCCUGAUUGCCGAAGGAGCUAAUGUAAAUGCACGUAACAUAGAUGGAAGUACCCCACUGUGUUUUGCAUGUGCCAAAGGAUCAUUAAAGUGUGCUCAUCUUUUAAUAGAAGCUGGGGCUGAAGUGAAUCCUUCAUUGACAGUGACCUUCCCACCACUACAUGAGGCAGCAUUAAAUGGACACGUUCACUGCCUAGAAAUACUAAUGGAGAUGGGUGCUGACCUAGAGAAAUCGGAGAAUCAAUUUGGAACAGCUUUGCAUGUUGCCUGCCUUCGAGGUUACAUGGAAUGUGUGAGAAUUUUACUUCAUGCUGGGGCCAAUCCUAAUGCCAUUAAAAGACACCAAGCUCCUUUACAUACUGCAGCUCUGUGCGGAUAUGAAGAUUGCACCUCACUGCUUAUAGAUUACGGAGCAAAUGUUUACCAGAGAAACUUGCAGAGUAAAAGACCUGCAGACUUGGCUACUGAUACUGCGUGCAGAAAGAUACUUCAGACUAAAGCUGAAACUCCGCCCAGACUGCUUCAAAGCUGCCGCCUUUGCAUCCGACAGCAACUGGCACGCCCUCCAGCAGACAAGAUUCCCUUCCUACCCCUCCCUAGAAGCCUCAAGGAUUACCUCAACUACUAUCAUUGACACGUGGAUCAGGACGAACUAUAUUUGCAACCUCGAUCCCAGACUCCCUCUUCUUUGCCUCCCUUGUCGUCAAGGGAUGCCCCCACAUACGUAGCUCUUUUUCGCGCGAAGAUUUAGCUAUAGAGACCUUUAGAUCCACCUUUACCGCAAGCGUCUAACUGGAGUUUGAGGUUAGACGUUUGCCGUUCGAACUUAAAUCGAUUUAGAUCGGAGUAAAUUGGAGCGAACAGAAAUCAUCCUGUCAAUGCAUUGGAAAAAUAGUGUGUUUUCUAGCAUGUGUAGCUUUCUAAAGAAUUAAAGCAUCAUAAUUAAGCCGCCGCAAUAUUGGAUUUCAGAAACUUCAAGGGACGGCAUAAGAUAAACGCUGCCUACGUAGGAUCUACAAGAGAUCUGAUCAGCCAAAAAAAUUUGUUACGACAAACAAUAGACUGCAAGGCUGA
Molecule: messenger RNA, 1481 nt
Organism: Orbicella faveolata
Lineage: Eukaryota; Metazoa; Cnidaria; Anthozoa; Scleractinia; Merulinidae
Biological process (GO): intracellular signal transduction; positive regulation of protein catabolic process; protein ubiquitination
Molecular function (GO): protein binding
Source: RefSeq, a predicted model, not a curated record